Messenger RNA from Olea europaea var. sylvestris, 564 nucleotides. Its product is annotated as metallothionein-like protein 2. Lineage: Eukaryota; Viridiplantae; Streptophyta; Magnoliopsida; Lamiales; Oleaceae. Gene Ontology annotation, molecular function: metal ion binding. The transcript has 3 exons. The record is from RefSeq and is a predicted model, not a curated record. The coding region runs from base 72 to 323 and encodes 83 amino acids.
GUGAUUCGGUUAACCAUUGAACUCAAAUUAGUCUCUGUUAAUUGACUUAAUUCCAGAUAAUACAAGCAAAAAUGUCUUGCAAUGGAGGAAACUGUGGAUGUGGCUCUAGCUGUAAGUGCGGCAACGACUGCGGAGGGUGCAAGAUGUACCCUGAUUUGAGCUAUACGGAGGCUACUGCAACCACCGCUGAGACGGUCAUCCUUGGCGUUGCACCUCAAAAGACAUAUUUUGGGGAUUCCGAGUCCGAGAUGGGUGCUGCUGCAACUGAGAAUGGGUGCAAAUGCGGAGAUAAUUGCACUUGCAAUCCAUGCAAUUGCAAAUGAAGCACUAGCACUACGUCAGAAUCAAAAGCAGAGUUGAACAAAAAAAAUGAGUAUUAGUAAUGAAUUGUAUGAAUGUUUUGGGUAAAUCGUCAUUAUUAGUUGAUGAUGAUUAAUAUGUGCCUCUAUAAUAAAGUGGCCAUGAGAGUUGUUGAUUUGUGGCUGGUUGAAGUCUGAAGUAAUUUAUAAUGUUUGUAAUAUCGUCUCUGCUUAAUUAUAUACCGAAAAACCAAAAUUUCUUUCA